CCUCUGUGAGGGGGAAACCGCCUCAGAGAGGGGAGAGAGUGGCGGGCACCUCUGUGAGGGGGAAGUGCCUCAGGGAGUAGACAGAGGGGAGCGAAAGGCAGGCUGUGUCCCUAAUGGGCACUACUACCUCACUGUACAGAGGGAUAGGACUUAGUUGCUCCUGCCCACACAGGGUAAAUACUCUCCUACCUCAGAGCCAUGGGGGCCUCUUCCAUUCCUUGACAAGCUUGAGACCUUGUACCUCUCCCCAUGGCCGUUGAGGACUGUCAUAUCAAGCAAAUACCAGAUAUCUGUGAGGAUGAAAAGUUUAUGGUACCAGACAUUUUCAUCCAUGUCAUCAGAUGAAGCUGAAGGCUACCCAUAUCCAAAACGAAUUAAAAUAGAAAACAAUACAAGUGUAGCAAAAGAAAAGCAACAGCAGUUAGAACAAAAGACAUACUCUAUAGAUGAAUAUAGAAAGUCACCAAAUAAAUCUAUAUAUAUAUCCAAAGAAUCACUUAACUUCAGUCAAAAUACAUGGAGAGUAGAAAAGGAAAACAAUGGUAGAGAAAGAAAAAAUAGCAUGUGUGAGUUUAUAGAUUUUAAACCCCGGAUUAAUGAAAAAUUAAAAUGCAGGUUAUUAGAAAACAGACUGUCCACUAAAAUAUGGAAUCUUGAAAAUGUAGAGCAAAAUGUUAUGAGCGAUAACUGUUUACUGAAUGCAAAUGAACAUUCUUCUGAAGAAGGAUUAUACAACAUAUGGAAUGUAAACAAAAAUGGCAAAAAUACAUAUGAAUUAAAGCAAGUCUGUGAACAGCACAGCACAAAUAUAGCAGAAAAUAAUAAAAAUAGCAAUCAUAAUGAACUUCAAUUAAAUGCUUCACUUUCAUCGUUAAACAGAGAUUUGUUUCAGGAGAAAACAUCAAGUCAGAAAAUUGGCACUGAUGAUAAGUGGAAAGAACACCAGCUUUUAGAUGUUCCAUUUUUAUGUGGCAUUAAUUCUACAUUUUGUGAAAUAAAGAAUAAGGACAAAAAUAACUGGUUUAAUAUAUUAUCCAUUGAAGAAAACAAAGAUAAUUAUGGUAAUCAGAGUGACUCCAUUGAACAAAUAGGUAAUAAAGAAAAAAAUGCUACAUUGAAUACAUCAGCUACAUUAAAUUUGUUUGAAAAAAUACAAACAUUCAGAAUCCCCCAAACUGAUUUUUUUGUGAAAGGGAACAUAAUUAAAUGUCCUAAUGCUUCAAAUACAUUAAAUAGCAACAUAACAACUAAUUUAAAGGAGAUAGAACAGAAGAAUUUUAAACAUCAAACAUAUGUAAAGCAAUCUGAAAAGGCUUACUGUUCCCCAAACAUAUCUAUAGUAGGGAAACAAAAGUUUCAAAAUGGUAAAAGUAUUGUGAAUGCUGUUAGUAAUUGUUCUGAAUGUAUUGAAAGUAACCAUCAGUCUGUUAGCAAGCAAAAGACUUGGGAUUUAGCAGAAAAAGGAGAAAAAGCAUCUGAGACUAAUUUCAGGAACAUCAUCGACAGCGUCAAGUGCAAUCAGAUGUUUUCUAAAAAGAAUGUCAACAAGAAAGAGCCAGAAAAUGGAGAGGAAGACCAGGAAUCAAGUAUAUACCUAAGUAUUUACACAUACUUUGGUUCUAGAAGACCUCAAAGUGGUAAAUGUAGCAACUCUACCAAUAUUUUGAAAAGAACAUGGGGAAAAGUCAGUUAUAAGGAUGUGACAUUUAAUAUACAAGAAACAAUUGUUGCAUUGAUAUCAGAAGUACUAAGGAACCGAAAUUUAAACAUACAAUACAGCAUUACAGAGCUAAUAACCAGUAUUAAUAACAAUAGUACACAUAUUUAUUUGCAAGAUGCUAUUUCAGAACAGCAAAAUGUGAACAUGAUAAAAUCAUACCUUGCUUCUUUUUCCUAUAAUAUACAUUUUUUGCUUCCAGCUGAAAAAAAAAAUAAACCAAUAGAGAAAAAUCCUUUAUGUUACAGAAAACAAAUUCAGGUAAACUCACACAUAAAUAAUAGUUUGAAAGGAAACACAGAAUUGCAGCAAAAAUAUAUAACUUAUAUGGGUAUGUAUAAGGAAAUUAUAAACCCUAGAUUAGUAAAAAAAGUUGGUUUUCAAUUACAUCGUAAAUGCCAAAAAAUUCAUUAUUCUAGCACUACAGCUGAAAAUAAAGAAGCGAUUUUUCUAGACAAAAUAGUACUGUUUCAUAACCAACAAAAAGUAUCACCUGAAGAUAGAUGUGCCAAACUUUCCUGCUUAUCCAGAUGUAGCAUAGGAAUUAAUAGUGUUGUUUCAGUAUUUGACAGUGAAGAAAAAGAUACUAAAAUGCAACUUUUACUUGCUAAUAGACUAAUUUUAUCAAGAAAGAAUUUUGAUUGUUCUUCCUUGUGGAAAAUAAAUUGGUGCAGUACCAACAAAAUAUUGACAGAAACAAACGUUGGACUUCUGAAUUAUUUGUUUUCAAUUUCAAAAAUGAAAUUUAAAAAUUUAAAUAAUAAAUGUUCAAAUCUGAAAAUUCAGGUAGCUAUAGUAAAACAAAAGAAGAAGAAACAAAUCAAAAUACGUAACACUAUUUUUCUUAAAGAAAAGUUUAAAAUUCUGCAUGCUGUUUUACGUGAAAAUAAAAAACAUAGAAGCAGGGGAGUCACAAAUAGUGUGAACUUUGCAUGUGACGCCACAAAUGUUAUUCCAAAAUAUCCAAGAACCUUUAUCAAAGUAAACUUUGACAAAAAUAAGUAUGGCAACAGUAGAGAAUUUAAAAAAGAAUCCUUUAGCAGUCUUCCAAAAAUACCAUUUCUUUCUAUUUUUGACACAUAUGAAAAAAUUCCUCUCAGUGCUGAUUCUGAGGAAAUGGACCAGAUCCCACUUAUAAGGCAAAUUAAUUCUAAUAAUGAAAAAUGCAUUAAAGAAAGUACAGUCGCUAGUAUAAAAAAUGUUCACAAUGUCCUUUCUACGUCAAAUAUUUGUGAUUUGCCUGAAUUUUCAACAUCUAUAGUGAAUUGUAAAUCUGAGUUACUACCAGACAGUAGAAGAAACAGAUAUUUCAAAGAAAUAAAUACCUAUAGUCAACCCUUAGAAAAUGAAAGAAUAUAUGUAUGCUAUUCAAAUACUGGUUCCAAUUCUGGAAACAUAUUUCAUUGCUUCUUAGAUAAUGGCCAGUGUCCCACUUCACCAUUCUAUUGUGGUCCUUUUAUACAUAAAAAUGUAGUACUAAAAGCUGAAGAGGGACAUUGCAGGAGUUCCUUGAGUAAUGACACAGAAAAACAAUGUGAAGAAAUGGAUAACAUUCUACAAUACCAAACUGUAAGAAGUUCUGAAGUAUCUAAUAACAAUAUGCAUUUUAAGGUUCAGAAAGAAGAAACAAUGACUUUUGCUCUGUGUGAAAAUGUUCAGACAGAUAGAAAGUUUUGCACACUGAAUUCAAAGCCAAUGAUUAUAAAACAAAAUCUUGAAGAUUUACAAGAGGUGGGAGAAAUAAGUGCCAGGCAAAAUUAUAUAACUAACAAAAAUAAAAAUCAGAUGAUGUUGCAUGGAAGUAUAUCAACUAGUUUAAUUUUGCAAUAUUCAAAAGAUGAAUCUGGAGUAGCCAUUGCUUCAGGAGACAAAUUAACACCACAUUUAUCCAUAAUGGACAAUGGUAAAAGCAUAUCUGAAUUUGAACUGAAGAGCAAAUUUGAUUUAGUGUUAGAAGAGCUUUGUAUGUUUCAUGAAAUUAGCAAGGAAUAUGAAAAUAAGCUACCCAAAGUAGAAACAAACACAAUACAAGAAAAUCCUCUUGAAUUGAAUAAUUCUGAAGCCAUAGAUGAAAAUUUAAAAAAUGUUUCUCAAACAAAAGUAUGCAUUUCCUUUCCAAUCUUUAGUACUACAGCAGGACAAAAUAUAACUAAAAAUAACCAAAGUUCAUUUAAAGGAAAAAUAUUAAAUAGACAUGCAAAGCAAGAAGCACCUCAUGAGUACUGUCCCUCAAGUAUGUCGGAUGAAGAAUUGCUCUAUUCACCUCCUGGAGAAGAUUCAAAUUGUAAAAAUCGAUUUCCAUGGAACCCUGCUUUUUUGUCUCAUUCAUUUAUGAAGGAAAGAAGUAACAGUUUACAGAAAGAAAGAGGAAACUUUUUGUCACAUGAAAUUAUAAGACUGCAGCCUCUUAAAACAUGCAGUGGCCCUAUCAGGAUUGGGCUGUCCAGAAAAGCUAAGCCCAAAAAGCUUCACCCAUAUCUGAAAUAAUUUACUAACACUGAAGCCAAAUAUAUAAUUGGACUAUAGUAUCACAACUCACUUUGUCUGAAAAUUGUUGAACUGUUUUUUAAAUUUAAUAUAGAUAGUUUAUGUUUACUGUUUCUAGGUUUUUCCACAUUAAUAUUGUAUUACUGUUUGGUGAUUUAUUUGGGACUACUUUUAUGAAUAUUUGAUACUAAAGCAUUUUAAAGAUGAAUAUUCAUUAAUAAAAAUGUUGCUAUAAAAUAAUACACUAUUAAAGUUUAUCUAAUAUUAAUAGAAUCUGAUGUGUAUAAUAAGUAUCAAUUUUCAUAAUAAAUUAACAAUAUUAAAUAUUUGUG
Messenger RNA from Pelodiscus sinensis (Chinese soft-shelled turtle), 4536 nucleotides. NCBI's taxonomy places the organism in Eukaryota, Metazoa, Chordata, Testudines, Trionychidae. The record is from RefSeq and is a predicted model, not a curated record.